Engraulis encrasicolus (European anchovy) is the source of this 3923-nucleotide messenger RNA. RefSeq lists its product as uncharacterized. Lineage: Eukaryota; Metazoa; Chordata; Actinopteri; Clupeiformes; Engraulidae. Bases 139 to 1656 code for a protein of 505 amino acids. The record is from RefSeq and is a predicted model, not a curated record. The transcript has 2 exons.
CAUCGCGGUUGCUUGCGUCAAGAAUGAAACCGCUGUGCUACUUUGUAAUUUCACUAGCCGCCGAAUUCUUACAAGUAUUUCAUUAGGUUUUAGUGUUUUAGCCUCGCUUUGUACAGAACUAGUUGGCGUUAUAAAACGAUGGAGGAACAAUGCACAAUGGGCACAAUUGACGAAGUCGACGAACAGGAGGAGGAAAGUACAAUUGACAAGGAAAGGGAGGAGGAGCUCGCGAGGCUAAAGACGAGGUUGAUGUUUACUGUUAAGAGGCGACAAGAAAUAAUCAGCAAUCAGAUUUUUGAACGGCGCGUAGCACUCCAUAGAAAUGUCCGACAUCGAAGAUUUCUCUACCAUAAAUAUGAGCGGAUGCAAAAGCUCAACCCAGCUCCACCUACAAUCUCCCUCCUGUCGUCAUCGGAGAGCCCGUGCAGCGAUGUGUCCACCGUGUCCAGCAACAACAGCCACAGCGACUGCCCCGUCCAGUCGGACUGGUGGGAGCGCGUGGUCCUCCGGGAGUUCGGCCCGCAGGAGUGGCUGCAGCGCUUCCACGUCACCAAGGACACCUUCUACCUGCUCUGCAACACGCUCAAGCCCCAGUUCUCCCAGUCGGGCCUGCUCAUGAGCCCCAGCAAGCUCACGCUGCCGCUGGACAAGCGCGUGGCCGUGGCCCUCAUUCGGCUGGCCACCAACAUGGACUACCACCUGCUGCGCGAGCUGUUCGGCGAGAGCAUCUCCACGCUCAGCCAGUGCGUGCGCGAGGUGUGCGACGCCAUCAUCAUGCUGCUCAAGCCGCUCUACAUGCACCACCCCGGCGGGCAGGAGCUGGCCGAGACAGCGCGCGCCUUCCACAUGAAGUGGGGCUUCCCGCACUGCGUGGGCGUCCUGGACACCCUGCACAUCCCCAUCCGCUCGCCGCCGGCGCGCUCGCGCGACUGCUGGCUGCGCAAGGACGGCGGCCACUCGGUGGUCAUGCAGGGCGUGGUCAACGCCCAGGGCUGCUUCUGGGACGUCUGCGUGGGCUUCCCCGGCGGCACGGAGGACGCCACGGUGCUGCAGAGCUCGGAGCUGUGGAUCAUGGCCCGCGACGGGGGGCUCUCGCCCCAGCCGCCCCUGAUGCUCAUGGGCCAGCCGGUGGGCUACCUCCUGCUGGGCGACGAGGGAUACCCUUUACACAACUGGCUGAUGAAGGCCUACGCGCCCUCGCCGCAGCUCUCCACCUCGCAGCUCAACUUCAACGGGCACCUGAACAACUGCCGCGCCACCAUCGACCACGCCUUCCGGCGCCUGCGCGGCCGCUGGCAGUGCUGCCACCGGCGCAGCGAGACCCACCUGGAGCUGGUGCCCAUGAUGGCGCUGGCCAGCUGCGUGCUGCACAACGUCUGCGAGAUGCACGGCGACCCCUUCCGCGACGAGUGGCUGGAGGAGGUGCGCCAGCUGGAGUGCCCGCAGCCCAUCAUGGGCUCGCCCGCCUACAUGGACGACCCCAACGCCGAGCAGGUGCGCGGGCUCCUCUGCAGCUACUUCCAGAUGCAGCAGCAGCAGGGCAAGAUGCCCCCGCUGGAGCCCGAGGCCCUGGUGGUGGGCGGCGUGGCGUUCCCCCCGCACUCGUACGGGGCCCCCCCGCCGCCCGCUCACGGCGGGAUGCUCAACCUGUCCUAGAUAUAUACAGUAGCAAGUUGGAGUUGGAGUUGGAGAGAGGCUCAACCUGUCAUGGGGAAAAUAUAUUCAUUAGUUACAAUCUAGGGCCACACAUUCCAAUUGACCUUGUUUUAUCUGGGGCCUGUACCAAGAAACUGGUUCAGGAGUAAACCAGGUUAAGUUAAGAGGUAAAUCAUCUAAUGGAAGAGCCUGGCAAAGAAAGUGGAUCUAACAAGAAGCGUCAUUUUGUUUCUUUUUUCCGGUAUCCACUUUAUGUCGGGUGAACGCCCCUUUAGGAGACCUUCGGUUAGGAGACCUUCGGAGUCCUGAGGUUGAGAAUCAAUGAAGUCCCCUCACCGCUGUAGAUGGCGGUAGCGCACGUCUUGCGCAAACACCUCAAAAAGAGCAGAAGAAGUAGGGGACAACGCCCCCUUAGGAGACCCAACUUGAGCACACGCUUUUGCAUUGAGUGGGCGUGUUUUGCGAUAUCUUGCUCUGAUUCAGUAUUUUUGAGCCUGGCUUACUCCUGAACCAGCUUGUUACUAGUAUAGCUCCCUGUCCAGUUCAACCAGGUGAUCACCUGGCCGAAUUGGACUCGUUAAAACCAAGUCAUUGGGAAUGUGUGGCACUGGCUUGUUACUAAUGAAUCCAUUUUGCCCAUCACUGGUCAUAAAUACAGAACCAAGUGCAGUUACAGCAGAACAGAGGUGUCAUUCCUCCGGGUCCAGGAGGUAAAAACCUUGCCGCAAACUUGAUCCCGGUUUUUCUAUUGAGAGGUCUGCAUACCUGAGAUCUUUUUUGUUUUUGUUUGUUUGUUUUAUUCCAUGGCCACCAUUGAGGUCUUCAAGACAUGGUUCUGCCAUGUAAUAAAACAGAAAAUGAAUAACACUCUAGAAUAAAGGUUACUUUUAGCUUUAUUAACGAUUUAUUAACAUUUAUUAAUGCUGCCGUCUGUAGGGUUUCUUGUUGACGUGCAUAAAGCCUCGAUUCUGGCAUUGAGGCAGUUGUGCAUGAAUCGGCAGAACACCCAAAGCUGAAAACUGCUAAAUCUGCGCUAAAUGCAUGUAAUUUCCAAUUUUAACAGAAAAUGUUAGAAGUGCUGAACAAACUUCCUAUCCCGUCCUCAAAAAUGCCAGGGAAGUUGUAUGGUUGGGCAGCUACCCACACCUCUGAACCUGUUUGAUUAAGCUAACCAAAAGAGCGCUGACAUUUUGUAAACAAGACUACAGGCUUUGGCAGGAGUUGGAGAACUUAAGAGGCUAUUUUCUAUACUUCUGUACUACUGAUGUGUGGUUGCCUCCCGGACACUUCUUUACCCAGUGGUUUCAUCUCUUGCUGUUUGGACAAACUUCCAAGACUGGUGCUGCUGCUGUGCUGUUGUGUAUGUUGUGUUAACAUUGCAUUUCUUACACAAUUACAUACGUUUGCAAAUAUUUGGUUGAUAAUUAGCUCAUUUAUAAAGCUUCACAACGGACUGUUAUUCUGAAGUGUUGCUUAAAAAAAGGAUUUCAAGUGUGUGAACCUCUCAAUCUAACCUGAGUUGGCCUUUGUCCUGCACAUUGACCAAGGAUGUGCAUAACUGUUCUCUUUAACAAACUAGGUCCUACCAGCUCUGAGUGAGUUGAUCAUAAUGAACUCUCAAAGCAGGUACACAAGUCACAUAGUGAGGUAACCUGUGUUGGAAGGGAACUGCGCCAGGGUUUUUACGUCUGAACUGGUGUUAUACACCUCUGCGAACAGAGACAUUUAUUGAGGUUUUCUGGGAUCUGUGGUUACACACCAGUGACUGGGGGAUUUUUCUGUGGGGCUGUGACACAUUCUGUGGGAACAUUUUGAAGCGUCGUCUUGUCCUUGUCAGAAGCUGUUACCGCCACAUAGUGAAAAAGGCCAAAUUGUGUGUUAUUUUUAUUUUAUUUUUUACAAUGGCUGAAUGGAUGGUUUUCUAGAUGGUUUUCUGAAUGGUUGGUUUUCUGAAUGGUUGGUUUUCUGGAGCAUGUUUGCUGCCAAAGUUUAUUAGUUUAACAAACCCUUAGACGUGUCUAUAUUAGGGGAAAUUUAAUGUAGUUUGUUCGUUCUUUUUAUAUAUUUGGACGUAAUAUGAUAUUACAAUCAAUCUACAUACUGCUAUUUGCAUAAUGUGUUAUGUCUACCCCUGCUAUCCUGUCAGCACAAAUGCUAAUUCUGUAUUGGGCUUGUGGAAUUAUGUAUGAGUAGAAUUAAAUGAAAAUGUCAGUUUUCCAGCGAAUGUUUGAAAAUGUGCUUUUCAUAUUAAAAAGAAAAAAAAUCAA